This is a messenger RNA of Tripterygium wilfordii, 2345 nucleotides long. Its product is annotated as zinc finger CCCH domain-containing protein 18-like. Lineage: Eukaryota; Viridiplantae; Streptophyta; Magnoliopsida; Celastrales; Celastraceae. Gene Ontology annotation, molecular function: metal ion binding; RNA binding. The record is from RefSeq and is a predicted model, not a curated record. The transcript has 8 exons. Bases 153 to 1898 code for a protein of 581 amino acids.
CCGGGAAAUAAACAGAGAGAGAAAGAGGAGAGUACCAGAGUGAUCAAUCAAUCAUGGCCAUCGAGGAGUUUGGGGCCUUGGACUGUUCGUCUGACUUUGUUCCCCCUUCGUCUCCAAAGAGAGAGGCCUGUUAGAUUUGUUGAGAAUCUGAGAUGGAUUUUUCAGAGUUCACGAAGGUUGUAUACAACAGAGUGCAGAAACUAGAGCCUGAAAAUGUUACUAAGGUUAUAGGGUACCUUCUGUUGCAAGAUUAUGGUGAGCGUGAGAUGAUCCGGCUGGCCUUUGGCCCUGAUAAUAUGAUCCGUUCAUUGGUCAACAAAGCCAAAACAGACCUCGGUUUAUCCAAAGCGGGUUUUCCUGCUCCAAUCUCGCCAUUGCAGGUGAAUUUGCCACCUGCUGCUGAUCACCCUCUACAGUUUGCUACAUAUUCCCCAUCUUCAUCACGUUCGGUUUCAUCUCCUUCCUCUUUGAGGCCUACAAACUCCUAUUGGGAAUCCCAAGUGACUGAUCAGCAGCAAAAUGUACAGAAUUUGGAUUUUGUUCAGUCAAGAUAUUCUGAUUCAGUUGUCGAAGAUUAUCGCCUCCAAAACCAAAUUCCAUUCUUGAAUGUGGAAGGUCAAUUAGAUUCUAUUAAUCCUAUUAACUCGGACUUCUCAGGCAGUGGGUUUUAUACUGAACCUGCAUUUGGCACUAGAACAAGUAGAAGGUCUCCAAGUUUGCCUGAAUUUCCUGUUAAGGUUUGCCAUUAUUUCAACAAGGGAUUUUGUAAACAUGGAAACAGUUGUAGGUAUUUUCAUGGCCAUCCUAUACCAGAAAGCUUUUCUCAGGUGUUCAGCCCAGGCUCCAAUGAGUCGCAAAAUGAAGAUCACUUAUUUUCUCCUCAGUUUAUCGAGAAGCUAGAACUAGAGAUCACUGAGCUUUUGAAAUCAAGAAGAGGGUGCCCAGUCUCCAUUGCAUCCUUGCCAAUGCUGUAUUAUGAGAAGUAUGGGAAGACUCUUCAGGCUGAGGGGUACCUUACAGAGAGCCAGAGACAUGGCAAGGCAGGCUUGAGUCUGACAAAGCUUCUUGCUCGAUUGAAGAAUAGCAUUCGUCUUGUUGACCGGCCUCAUGGGCAGCAUUCAGUAAUAUUGGUAGAAGACAUUCCCAAAUACCUCGAAUACAAUAGUGAAAGAAAUGAUCCAGGUGGCAUUGUUGCGGGUUCUCGGCAGAUCUAUCUUACCUUUCCUGCUGAGAGCACUUUUUCGGAGCAAGAUGUUUCCAACUACUUUAACAAAUUUGGACCUGUUCAGGAUGUGAGGAUUCCAUGUCAACAGAAGAGGAUGUUUGGGUUUGUAACAUUUGUUUUUGCAGAGACUGUAAAGCAAAUUUUGUCUAAAGGGAAUCCUCAUUUUGUAUGCGGAGCGCGUGUUCUGGUGAAACCUUACAGAGAGAAGUCAAAGCUUGUUGAUAGGAAAUACGCUGAGAAAAUGCAUCAUCCAAUGUUUUACAACCAUCACCUUGUGGAUGGAGAUUCUGAGUUUUACUCAAUGCCAAGAGUUCCUGAUAAUUCAAGGUUACUUAGGAAGCAGUUGAUGGAUGAACGCGAGCAACUGCUAGAACUUGAGCGAAGGCGUCUCUCAGAGUUGCAAUUAGCACCUAAUUCCUUGAACCAUCAGUCCUGUUUCGGUUAUUCAAUGGAUGAGUGGAGACUAUCAGAAGCCCGUCCAGAACAAGCAGAGUUUCCAUCCGCUGAGCGUUUUAAUUAUUUGCUGGAUGUCUUGAACAAUGGUUCCAACAGUGAGGACAGAGCCAGGCCUUUUAGUUCCAGUUACAAUGACCCAGAUAGCAACCAAGGGCUCAAUCUUCCAGAUAGCCCAUUUGCAUCUCCAAUACGAGGAGGCAUAUCCACAGUUAUAUAGAGAUUCAGACAGACAGGAAUAAUAGAGGAUAGAGAACUGAAAUCAAAGACUAUGCAGUUGGGUUUGAUACUAAACAGGGGUUAGAGGAUUUUUCUUAUCAUUUUCAAUCGUACCUCCACUUUCUCAGUUUGGUUAUAGCUUCAAUCACGCUAGAAGUUCUUCUACAUGUUACUUGGUGGAGGAGAUUUGCAAAGAAGAAUGGUACAUAAAGCAGAUAUGUUUACAGGUUUCUUUUUCUUUUCUCGAUACUGAUACAGUCACAGAAAGCAAGCCAGAGCCUGUUAGUAUUUAAAAGAGAAUGUAAUAUAGCCUGUUCUUUAGAUGAAGAAGAAAGGUAGAAAGGAAAUGCGAGAUUUCAGAGUAAAGAAAGAUGUAGAAUGCUCUCUGCAAAUGCUUUAGAAAGAAAUGCUAAUAAAACCCAAUUUAUACAAACUGCUAAUUUCCUUU